Messenger RNA from Dendrobium catenatum, 1094 nucleotides. Its product is annotated as ubiquitin-conjugating enzyme E2 variant 1C. The record is from RefSeq and is a predicted model, not a curated record. Lineage: Eukaryota; Viridiplantae; Streptophyta; Magnoliopsida; Asparagales; Orchidaceae. Gene Ontology annotation, cellular component: nucleus. Gene Ontology annotation, biological process: DNA damage tolerance; protein K63-linked ubiquitination. The transcript has 4 exons. Bases 164 to 607 code for a protein of 147 amino acids.
AAUUUCAUCUCCCAGCCCAGCGCUUUACGACCGUAGAGAUUCGGCUCCAGGCACUCCCGCUCUCUUUUCUCGCUAGACUCGCCGAUUUGAUAUUGGUCCCCUGAUCCAAUCCGACAUCGCUGAGAAUUUCGACUGGACCUAUAGAAUAGAAUAUAGAUCAUCCAUGUCGGCUGGGAACUCCGGUGGAUCCAGCGUCGUCGUUCCUCGGAACUUCAGAUUGCUUGAAGAGCUUGAGCGAGGGGAGAAAGGUAUAGGUGAUGGGACUGUUAGCUAUGGCAUGGAAGAUGCAGAUGACAUUUACAUGCGGUCCUGGACGGGGACUAUAAUUGGCCCUCACAAUUCUGUUCACGAAGGGAGGAUUUAUCAACUUAAGCUGUUUUGUGACAAAGACUAUCCUGACAAGCCACCAUCUGUGCGCUUCCACUCCCGAAUAAACAUGACUUGUGUCAAUCAUGAUACAGGAGUGGUAGAGUCAAAGAAGUUUAGCAUGUUGUCAAACUGGCAGCGUGAGUACACGAUGGAGCACAUACUGACACAACUGAAGAAGGAAAUGGCUGCCCCGCAGAACAGGAAACUUGUUCAGCCUCCUGAAGGUACCUUCUUCUGAGUCUAUGUAUCAUGAUGAUCACUGCAAUUCACCAAGUUUAAAAUCAGCAAACAUUGAACCGGUUAAAUUGCACGAGUAACAAUUUAGAUACUAUAUUUUGGUUUAUUUGAAUCAGUGGCAUCUCUUAGUGUGAAAGCAGCGAGCUAAGUCUAUUUUGUAUUGUCUUGGAGUGCUUAGUUGUCACUUAUGGAUUAAUUGGACGCUUAAAGGUUCUUCAUCAUUAGAGAAAUGAAUUUAAAUGUCUUUCUGUGUUGUAUUUUUUGCUGAAUACGAAGUAAAUUCUUCCUGGGGACUGGACAGAAUUUUUCUGGAAGGGAGGAAACGGUUUGCCUAUGGGAUCCCAACUGAACAUUUCUAUAAGAAAUGCUAUCUAAACAUUCUCAUGUGUUUACACAUUUGCAUUAUAUUAGUUCCUCUUAUAUGGGACAUGGAAUGUGACCAAAUGUGUUAUUUUUUUAAGUGUGUUAAGCAUUACUCUUUUUUUAUA